UCUUGUUUUUGGUAAAGUUUUCACGGCGAAACGCUGCACAAAAUUUGGCUAUGCAGAGUGCCCAGCGGACCUGCAUGCACGCCGAAGCCAGUGAGAGGUAAUGGACCCAAAGGACGCGACCUGAGCUCCGGCAGCGUGUAGCUUUGCGGUCCUUGAUCAUCUGUAUUUCUCAACAACCAGGCUUCGGGUGCGGCUCUGGGUUUAUCCCAAGUCGCCGGCAUGGAGUCUCAGCCAGGGGUUCUGGACAUCCUGAUUCAAUUCUGUUACCGCCUGCUCCACUGUGGCCCAUUGGUGGCGCUUUGCAUGAUCGCAUUCAUUUUUCGGACCAGCCUGUACGUGACAUCCAUGUGGCUUUCACCGUAUGGUUCCACGCUAGGCGCCAUCAACCACUCGAUAUUCAUGGGUUGGACUGUAGCCCUGCUGUACAAUUUCUUCAUGGCCGUCGGUAUAGGACCUGGCUUCGUGCCUCUGAAGUGGAGGCCUGACGAGCCAGGUGACGAGCAGUUCCUGCAAUACUGUGAAAACUGUGACGGACUUAAGGCACCAAGGUCACAUCAUUGCCGCAAAUGCGAAAGGUGUGUCUUCAAGAUGGACCAUCACUGUCCGUGGAUCAACACUUGUUGCGGGCACCGGAAUCAUGCCAACUUCACACUUUUCUUGUUCUUUGCUCUCUGUGGCGGCAUUCAUGCCUCGGUGCUGUUGAUCAAGGGCCUGACUAAAGCCUAUCACAGGAAAUAUUACAUGCGUCAAGGUCAAGAGGACAAUCUUGUCUACCUGCAUUUCCUCCCUUUUCUGGCCACGGUGCUGAGCCUGUUCUUAGCCAUGUGUACCAUCAUGGCAGUGGGAAGUCUCUUUCUUAUACAGCUGAAAAGUAUUGUUCGCAAUGAGACGACUAUCGAGAACUGGAUCGUGGCCAAGGCCCAGAGGCGAGAGCGUGAGGAUGAAGACCACUUUGUGAACCCAUACAACCUCGGCGUGACUGAGAACCUGAAGCAGGUCUUUGUGUACCCGCUUGGCGACGGCAUUACUUGGCCCGUGGUGUCUGGGUGCAACCAGUACACACUCACUGUAGAGCAGAUUCUUCAAAAGCGCGACAAGCGGCUACGAACCCGCCUGUACAGAGUGGUGCGCCCAUACCGUGGCUCCUAUUUCCCGAUAUCGCAUGGCUGCUCUGUCUGCAUGACCGCACCACUCACCGAUCAGCCCCGCAUUGCAGUCAGCCCUGGAGAUCGUGUUCUUGUUACUCGGUGGCAAAAGGACUGGCUUUAUGGAAAGUUAGAAAGGACAAAGUUUCCUACGAAACCUUCACACAGGCUGAAGGGAUGGUUUCCACGGCAGUGUGCAGUAGAAGUGGUUGGCAGUAAGGGGAGCCGUAGCUGCACAGAGGCAUCGUCAAGCUACGCCGACCACAAGAAGUACAAGUGAAACAUGCCGUCCCGUCGCUUCGUUACAGCAGCCUCCAUUGUCUGUCAAGCCUAGC
Messenger RNA from Dermacentor silvarum, 1480 nucleotides. Its product is annotated as palmitoyltransferase ZDHHC6. The transcript has a single exon. Gene Ontology annotation, cellular component: Golgi apparatus. The coding region runs from base 220 to 1425 and encodes 401 amino acids. Gene Ontology annotation, molecular function: palmitoyltransferase activity. The record is from RefSeq and is a predicted model, not a curated record. NCBI's taxonomy places the organism in Eukaryota, Metazoa, Arthropoda, Arachnida, Ixodida, Ixodidae. Gene Ontology annotation, biological process: protein palmitoylation.